Messenger RNA from Dioszegia hungarica, 1116 nucleotides. RefSeq lists its product as uncharacterized. The record is from RefSeq and is a predicted model, not a curated record. Bases 1 to 1116 code for a protein of 371 amino acids. NCBI's taxonomy places the organism in Eukaryota, Fungi, Basidiomycota, Tremellomycetes, Tremellales, Bulleribasidiaceae. The transcript has 4 exons.
AUGCGUGCACCAUCAAGAAAAGCUCGACUCCCGCUCCUGCUCUUGGCGCUGGUCGGGGUCGAGGCGCUCCGCAUAGAUCGACGGCACUCUGACGUCGGAUCAGCCUCGGCCUCGCUGUUGUCCAUGUCCAGUGCCAGUGCAGCUGUGGCUUCGAGCAGCGCUGUAGCAAGCUCCGCCUCGACACUCUUGGGCAGUACCAGCGGUAUCCCGGGCUCCAGCGCAGUAUCGGCCAGCUCAAGCAGUUCAGCAUCGGCAUUAACGUCAACCAUAAGCGCGGCCCCUUCCUCUAGCUCAGCUGUGCCCGUCUCGUCCUCUUCGGCAGCGCCUUCUUCCUCAUCCUCUCCUUCGUCAUCUUCCCCGGUCUCGACCAGUAGUGAGCCGACCUCCUCGAUCGGUCAGGUAUCGAGCAGUACAGUCCUCUCGUCCUCUUCAGGAUCAUCCUCCGGCUCUAUCGCAGUAUCUUCAUCUGCGUCUGGGACACCUACGGCAUCUUCAACCUCAUCCUCAGAACCACCAUCUUCCUCCGUGCCCAUCUCAACCACCGCGCUCCCAUCUGACGCCUCCUCGUCAUUGUCCUCUUUCGCCCCCUCCUCCACAUCCACCACACCACCCACCUCUAUCCCCUCUUCCUCGUCCUCUCCCCAACCCAGCUCCACCCUCACCCCCGCCGCAGCCCCCGCCUCGUCAUCCACACCGCCCCCACCCGUCUUCACCCAGACGUACACCGCCACCGCCCCCGACGGGUCCGUCUCGGUCGGUACAGAGACCCUGACAGUGUAUGUCACGGCAUCACGGGCUAGUCAGACUGCAAAUGCGCCUGCACCUGUAGUUACGGUCACCAGAACAGCCACGGAUACGAACGCCGGCGGGGACGUAUGGGUCACUGUCACCCGUACUCAGGGGACAGAUACCGCCGGAGAUUUUAUCGUAGCUACAAUCACCUCCGUCGUCAGAGUCACAGUCAUACCCCCCAGCACCCGCACAGAAACGAUCACCGGCGACGUCGGGCAGCUACAGCGGAGCGCUGCCUUCCGCGUAGCUCGAGGAGAAGGUAUAGGAUGGGCGAUGAUAUUGGGUCUGGGCGGGGUCGCGAUCGGGGCGGGAUGGAUCGCUUGA